This is a messenger RNA of Ostreococcus tauri, 843 nucleotides long. RefSeq names its product O-methyltransferase, family 3. Bases 1 to 843 code for a protein of 280 amino acids. Gene Ontology annotation, molecular function: O-methyltransferase activity; S-adenosylmethionine-dependent methyltransferase activity. The record is from RefSeq and is a predicted model, not a curated record. NCBI's taxonomy places the organism in Eukaryota, Viridiplantae, Chlorophyta, Mamiellophyceae, Mamiellales, Bathycoccaceae. The transcript has a single exon.
AUGCGCGCUUCGUCGGUCGCGCGCGGCGCCCUGGGGCGAUGCGCGAGGACGAUCGCGCGCGCGGACGGGGGGGCGUCGCGCGCGCGUGCGUCCCGGCGCCCGUCCGUGCGCUCGGGCGGCGGCGUGGGACGACGUCGCGCGGUGGGCGCGUCGUCGUCGAGCGAACGGGCGAGCACGGGACCGUGGAACACGGCGCCGUUAGCGCUGCACGAGGGUCUGUAUACGUAUCUCUUACGGCGCACGCGCGAGGCGGAGGUCCUGCGGGCGCUGCGAGAGGAGACGAGCGCGCUGCGAGGGGCGCGCAUGCAGGUGGCGCCCGAGCAGGGCGCGUUGCUCGCGCUGUGCGUCGAAUUGAUGGACGCGCGUCGAGUUAUAGAGAUUGGGACGUACACCGGGUACAGUUCGAUCGCGAUGGCGCUCGCGAUGCGACCGGGAGGGACGCUGUACGCGUGUGAUAGGGACGAGGACGCGCUGCGCGUGGCGAGACGGUACUGGAGCCGCGCGGGCGUGGACGACGUCGUCAAGGAGAAGUACGGCGACGCCAAGGAGAGCGUGAGGGAGCUUUUGGAGACGUAUGGGGAGAAUAGUUUCGACAUGGGGUUCAUAGACGCCGAUAAACGGGCGUAUAGGGAGUAUUACGAAUCGUUGUUGAGGCUCGUGCGCCCGGGCGGGUUGAUCGUCGUCGAUAACGUGCUGUGGUACGGCAAGGUUGCCGACGCUACGGUCACGGAUAAACAGACGGAGGCGAUCAGGGCUUUUAACGACUUCGUUGCGACGGACGAGCGAGUGACGUACACACUCCUUCCCGUGGGUGAUGGGUUGAGUUUAUGUCGAAAGCGUUGA